UUCUCACUUCUCGCAGGUUCAGCAGAGAUGGCGGCUGACACUUCCACGGAGCUUCUUUUUUUGGAUACUUUUAAGCAUCAGAGUGCAGAGUUAACCAACAUAGAUGUGGUGCGGUUCCCUUGUGGUGUACUGAUCACAGAGGUGCGGGUCAUUCCUCCAGGAAUCAAAGCUCAUAGCAAUUUACCUGACAACAGAGCUUUUGGGGAGACUUCACCUCAUGCCUUCCAGCUGGAGAUGUUCUUCAAUAAUGUGACCAAACCUAACAGCCCCACCUUUAACAGACUGGGCAGUCUGGAAUAUGAUGAGAACAAGUCCAUUGUCUUCAGACCCAGCGGAAAGAUAAACACUGAUGGCCUGGUGCUGCGUGGCUGGUACACCAGUCUGACUGUGGCAGUGUAUGGGACAGCAGAGCGCUCACACGGCCAUGACCAUGAGUCACCCCCUCCCCCACCACCCCCACCCCCUCAACAACCAAGCGGGCCCAAGAGGAUCAUUAAACAAGAGUGGGAAAAAGAUGACCAGUACAAUGGCAGUCCACCUAGGCCAGCACCCAGAGGGCCUCGUACUCCCCCUGGACCACCACCAUCAGAUGAUGAUGAAGAGGAGCAGGUCCAAGUUACAGUCGGUAUCGUCAAAGCUGAACCAGGAGAGAGUCGUGAUGAUUACCUGGAGGCUGUGUCACCUGAAAGAUCUUUGCCUGCUGACGAAACGUAUUCAGAUGCCGAGCAAGAGGAAGAGGCCGAUGAGGAGGAAGAGGAGGAGGAGCAGGAGGAAGAAGAAGAUGUGCGGACCGAGGGGAGUGCACCGGAGGAGGAAGAAGAGGAGGAGGAGGAUGAGGGUGAGGACGAGGAAGAGGAGAUGGAUGAAGGCGAUGAUGGCUAUGAACAAAUUUCCAGUGAUGAGGACGAUUUGGAUAAUGGUACCUUUAAGUUGCCCACCUUUGAUAUGGACUACACUCCUGAGGACCUGGCAUCUGUUCCACCAGUCCAGUAUGACCCAUAUGAGCGAGAACUUCGACCAUUAGUCUACUUUACCCCUCCAUACAAGACUCGAUUUGAUGCCCAGCUUGAGAAACCCAGUGUGGAGGAACCCAAAGAUUCUGAUGGGACAGAGGGAGCAACGGGCGGAGAGGAGGCUGAAGCAGUUGCACAGCUGAGAGAGCUGCUGUCUAGCAUUGGAAGCGACAGAGAUGCCCGCUGGGUGGCCGCUCUUGAAGAGGCACCAGGACUACUUGUUAAAGGGUUGCCAAUUUUAAUUAGACAGGGGGAGGGAAAUGAGCCUGUAAGAAUUUUGGUCCAGUGGACCCUCCAGGCUCUAAGUAUGGAGGUAGCACUCACUCAACCAAUUGCUCUUAACCUGAGACAGUUAAAAGCCGGUGCCAAGUUGGCGUCAUCCCUGGCUGAGUGUCCACAGGGUCUUACAGCACUGCUGUGUGAAAGCGUCCUUGGCCUGCUGUUGGAGCUCCUCUGUAGGGACCAUGUGUCCUCCACUCUGAAGCUAAGUAUUCUGAGGACCCUAGAUGCUCUGAUUAGUGCGCCAGCUGGUGUGGAGGCUUUCCUACAUGCUGAUGAUUCUGAGAAGAGUGGCUAUCAGCGUUUAGUUGAGCAGUUCCUGCGGGAAGAAACAGUACGGGUCAUAACAGCUGGCAACGCCAUAUUACAGAAGAGUCACAUGUAUGAGGUAUUGAUGGAUCUACAGCGUGCAGCGGGAGCAUGGAGCGAGCCUCAGCAGGAUGAGAUAGAGGAUGCUGAGAGCCCCAUGGAGGAGGAGCAAUCAUUAAGCUCCUCACCUGUUAGUGAGGCAGAACUUGAUAGACUGGCAGGGGUUUUAGAAGAGUUGCAUCACCUGCUGGAGACGGCCUCUCACGCUAUGGUCCAGCCUCCGGUGAAAGCUUUCCCUACCAGUUCUCGAAUAACAGGACCGCAGGAGAGAGACGAUCCUUAUCCAACGCUUUAUAGGUACAUGCAUGCGUGCCAUUUCCUGGAGAGUAUGACGGUGGUGUUGUCGGCGGGCGCAGCUGCCGGACAUUUAGGUGUUACCCAAGCUGUUAGAGAGCUCUUACGUUUCCUGUCGCUCACCCAGCCAGGUUUGCUCUUCCUUCUCGCCCAGCCCACUCCCACCAACCUGCUGCUGCGCCUCCUUGCAUCUGUGGCUGAGGCUGAGGGUGAGGAGGCCGUCUUUACAGGUGGAGAGGGAGGACUCACGGGGCCAUGUUUUGGUGAAGAGGGCUUUGGUGUUUGGCUCAUACAGGCACUGCACGCACUCCAGGGUGUGUCAGAGCUUAUGAAUCAUGUAGCCACAGGAGGUGAGGGAGGAGCAGGGCUAGAAGAAGGUGACAAUGCAGAGGUGCUAGGCCUGCUUCAUGCCCUCUACCAGAUGACCUUCACUCAAACGGGCCGCAGCGCUGUGGCCCAUGUUUUCAGCUUGGAAAACAAUCUGUCCUGUCUUGUAACGCUGCUCCAGCACCACAGCAAGGAUGGACAAGGAGAAGCUAAGACUCGUAAAGCUGUGACAUAUAACUAUGCCUGUAUGCUGUUGUUACUGGUGGUCCAAAAUUCUAAUGACUUAAGGAUGAUGGAACAGCAUGCUGUGCCACUGAUGUCCUUAGCCAAGGCAGAUGACACUAAUGCCAAGUUACAAGAGCUUAGUAAAUGGUUGGAGCCUCUGGAAAAAUUACAUUUUGAGAUUGGCAGCAUUCCCAGCCUCAUUGAUUAUAUCAAACAGAAUGUAGAAAAUGUGUUAACUGCUGAGGGAACUGGACUGGUUGCUGCUCUCAGGGUCCUCUGUCACAUCGCCUGCCCUCCGUCUGCAGUAGAGGGCCAACAGAGGGAUUUGAAGUGGAGUCUUGCAGGGGUCCAGCUGUUCUCUGGCGAGGGUCUAGAUACGUGUGUGCGUGUUUUGCAGAAGUUGUGCAGUGUACUGCUGCAGCCUUGGCGUAUGCAUGGACACAUGGGUCCCACACCACAACGAUGCAUGAUCCUGAGUAUAUGCAUCAGCACACUGCGUUUGCUGCGCACCAUGCUGACAGAAUUGCUCCGUGGGGGGUCUUUUCAAUUCAGGGAUACUCGUGUGGCUAGCGUUUUGGUCACACUACACAUGAUAGUGUGCUCUAUCCCGGCAUCUGGACGUCUGGAUGGGGAGGAGACCAGAGUGCAGGCGCUUAUUGUUGAUGUGUUGCUCACCUUCACACAGGGUGUCAAUGAAGAGGUGACUCAUACAGAGGAGACUCUGGCCAAUAACACUUGGUCUCUGAUGCUGAAGGAAGUUUUGAGCUCACUGCUAAAAGCCCCUGAAGGUCUUUUUUCUGGCCUUAUGUUGCUGUCUGAGCUACUGCCUCUUCCUCUGCCCAUGCAUAGCACUCAGGUGAUAUCAGUCCAGGAUGUGGCAGUGGCCUUAAACACUAGGAAGUUGUGGAGCAUGCACCUGCGGGCUCAGUGGAAAGUAUUUUCCGAGGCUUUGAAGUGUGUGUGCGUUACCAGCUGCCCUCCACUCCUGGCCAUGCUGAGGAGAGUGUGUGUCCAGCUGGCAGACCUGUCUUCACCCACUGCAAUACUCAUCAUGAAGGCUGUGCUGGAGAUGCUGCUAGAAGAUCUGCAACCGGCGGAGGGGAAAAGUGUCUGUUGGGGACAGGUCCUCCGUCUACUGUCUUUGACGGACGCCCUGGUGUCACAGAGAGCUUGUAAGAGUGCAGCGUUACACCUGCUUUCUGGGUCUGUGACCGGAGAUGAACAGCUGUCAGAUCUCUUCCCCUCUGUGUUGGCCCUGUUGAUUCCUCCAGCUGACCACUCAUUACAGCAGCAGCAGUGCAGUGAAAUAGUAGGAACAAUACUACAGUCACUUUGUGACCAGGAUAUUUGUUUGAUCACUCCCCCUGGUGAAGGCUGUGUGUCAGAAGCUGAACAGUUGGCCAAUGCGCUUCCUGGGCGAGAGAUGAUGUCAUCAGUGUGCUUUUCCUUGUUGGAGGUUUUGGGCAGUGCAGAUAGCAGCGUCCCACUCCUCCUCACCUGUAUCAGGACAAUGUCAUUCCUCACUGAACAUGAUUUUGGACUGUACCACCUUAAAGUAGCGCUGAAGAAACAUGCUGCAGUGCUGAGCUCACUAUUGAAGAGGCUGGUGUUUCCCUUCAACAAAGACUCAGCAGAGUUAAUCUCAGCUUUGCUGGACUUCCUCAGACAAAUCCUGACCACUGACUCAGUGUGUGGUGAAGAGGAUCGUGGUUCCAGUGAGGAUUCUUCAUUUGCUCCUCCACGGCUGUUAACGGGCUCUGAGAUGAAAUCUCUGCUGCAGUGGGAGGACUCAGAUUCACAUCCACUUCCCACUUUGGAGAAACAGAUUAUGAAACUAUGUAAAGAUGAUGAUUCUCUGGAGACGAUUUUGGAGACUGUGGUUUUUCUGAGGCAAACGCUGGAGACUGCCACAGAUACGCCUCCUGCAGUUGACACUGAGCCCACUUUGCCAGCACCUGAAACCCUAGGAGCCCUGUUUAAUCACAGGACAGUAUUCAUUCUGUCAGAGGCUUUGGACGAGCAGCUAAAAGCCCUGUGGUUCUCUCCCUUCCAAACUGAUGACAUAGAAACAGAUCUUGACAUGGUGAAGGUGGACCUGAUGGGUCUGGCCCAGCAGUGUUGUCCUGAGCUGGACUUAAAGGCAGAGCUAGAGCGCUCCUUUCUGUUGGAGCCAUCAUCUCCUGGUCACGCCAAGGCUCCUAAAGGUUUUCGACUGGGCAAACACAAGCACGAGACUUUUAUUACAUCAAGUGGGAAAUCAGACUACGUGGAACCUGCUAAGAGAGCGCACAUCAUGGCUGCUCCACGUGGCCGCGGAGGACGAGGAGGGUUUGGACAGAAUGUUUCACGACCACAUGAUAUUUUCCGCCAGCGUAAACAGAACACUUCUCGUCCUCCUAGUAUGCACGUGGAUGAUUUUGUUGCAGCUGAGUUUAAAGACAUUGCAACUCCUCUUGGACUUUUACCCCCCAAACGCAUCCCUAAGAACUCACCCAAACCUCCAACCAGAGGACUGUUCACCGGUAACAGAGGCAGAGCAACAUUUCACAGCCAAACACGUUUCUUCACUCCACCACAGCCUAAAGGUGUACUGCUGUCUGGGAACUAUGCUCGUAGAGAAGGUGGUCGUGGGUCUUCAUGGAGUGGUCAAGUUCCAGCUGUCACUCACAGAGGUACCUACAGUGAGCCCCGCGGGGGCCAGAGCAACUUCACACGUGGACCUCUUCCUUCCCGACAACCUCCUGCAAGUCCAUAUCGCCUUGCUCCACGGGACCGUGCACCUCGGGGUAGAGGAGGUACUGGACUUUCAUGGCUUAGUGGAGGGGGAGGAGGUGGCGGAAAUGCUGGAGGAGGUGGUGGGGGGAGAGGAUCUCAGGGUAGCAAGUUCGGCAGUGGAGGAGGAAGUGGAGGUGGGAGGGGCAGGCAUGUUCGCUCCUUCACUCGAUAAAUUCACCUCAGCAAUGACUGCAGUCUUUCAUGGCAACAAAUGGACCAAUCGCAAUAGUAUAUAUUCAGUUUCCAUGGGAACAUGUCCAUGGUGGUUCUUGAUGCAAAGAUUUCUUGUUGAUGUUUUAUGUUUUGUUAUCAUGCCCUGUAAUAAAACUUAUAGUAAAAC
Messenger RNA from Thalassophryne amazonica, 5622 nucleotides. RefSeq names its product vir like m6A methyltransferase associated (gene virma). Lineage: Eukaryota; Metazoa; Chordata; Actinopteri; Batrachoidiformes; Batrachoididae. The transcript is spliced from 27 exons. Bases 28 to 5454 code for a protein of 1808 amino acids. The record is from RefSeq and is a predicted model, not a curated record. Gene Ontology annotation, molecular function: RNA binding. Gene Ontology annotation, cellular component: RNA N6-methyladenosine methyltransferase complex.